Ostrea edulis (European flat oyster) is the source of this 2553-nucleotide messenger RNA. RefSeq names its product nuclear inhibitor of protein phosphatase 1-like. Gene Ontology annotation, cellular component: nuclear speck. NCBI's taxonomy places the organism in Eukaryota, Metazoa, Mollusca, Bivalvia, Ostreida, Ostreidae. The coding region runs from base 17 to 1063 and encodes 348 amino acids. The transcript has 7 exons. Gene Ontology annotation, molecular function: protein serine/threonine phosphatase inhibitor activity; mRNA binding; protein binding. The record is from RefSeq and is a predicted model, not a curated record.
AGUAAAUUGAAAACCCAUGCUAUUUACAGAUGGCGCUGAGGAACUGAAAAUGUCCAGUGGACCACUUGUGAACAAUUUUGAAGUCCCAUCGUGGGCUGGAAAACCUCCACCGGGACUCCAUCUAGACUGUAUGAAGGAUGGCAAAAUGAUUCAGAAACUGAUGAUCGAUGAGAAGAAAUGCUACUUCUUUGGAAGGAAUAAACAACUGUGCGACUUCUGCAUUGACCACCAGUCAUGUUCCAGAGUUCAUGCUGCUCUUGUGUGGCACAAGCACCUGUCACGGCCAUUCAUUGUAGAUUUAGGCAGCACUCAUGGUACACACAUUGGACACAUCAAACUGGAAUCCAGGAAACCACAACAAGUUCCUAUUGACAGUGAAAUCCAUUUUGGGGCCUCAACUCGAAUCUACAUCAUUCGAGAACGCCCCCAGGUCAGCACUGGGCAGAUGUCGGACGAUAAGGACAAACGGCGGGAGGAUCUGGAGGGCGGCCUACUGGGGCUCCCAGAGACAGAAACAGAGCUAGAUAAUUUAACAGAAUUCAACACUGCCCACAACAGACGAAUAUCCUCAAUGGUGGAUGUUGGAGCAGACACAGGUCCCAACGCCCUGAAGAGGAAACACAAAAGUCUCCAUGUCAACUUUGAAGAAGAAGAUGAAGUCAUUAACCCAGAGGAUAUAGACCCUUCAGUCGGACGAUUCAGAAACAUGAUCCAGACAACUGUUAUACCCACUAAGCGUCAGAAAAUGGACACGGGUCUAGUUCAAAACACAUCAAUGACCGACAACAUAACCAAACGAUUACAAAGUUUCUCUUAUCAAACACCAAGUUUGUACGGUGACUUAUCAGCCGCACCAAACACAUACAGUAUAGCUGCUAAAAUGGGACUUCAUGUACCCAACCUGGCUCCUGACAUUGUGCCAGAUGAACCUGUGGCACCUACAAUCACAGGGCAUCCACCAGUUGUGUUUAAUGUGGAAGAGGUGUCAAAGGAACCGAAGAAAAAGAAAUAUGCCAAGGAAAUGUGGCCAGGCAAAAAACCUGUUCAUUCACUUCUUGUAUAGCCCCCAAUAAUGUUCUUAUUGUUUGAGUUAAGCACCACUGAGAUAGAUCUGGCAUACUCGCUGUAGGUUUAAUAUACCUUGUAUGUUGUAUCUGUAAGCAACACACCAGAGCAUCGAAAUGUGAAUUUGAGGAUGUGUUAGCAUAUUCAAUUAAUUUCUUCCCCUCACAUUUCUAGUUAAAUAGUUUUAAUGUGAAACUUGCAUUACUUAGAAUUUUUUAUAAGAUGUUAGAUGUGUGUAAAACAGAUGCAUUGAUACCUGGAGCUAGGUGGAAUCAAUAUAGACAGUGCCUGUAAAUGGUAAUGUCUCUGUGUACAGUGUUUGUAUCUCCUAGCAUAGUUUUAUUCAAGCAAAUUUGUACAUAUUAAAAUUUAAAGGAAAAUCGUAAAAUUUAGUCAAUUUUAAAGUGCUGGGCAAUCUAAUUAAAAUCAUCUUGAGGUAGAGUACGUAUAUAUGUAGCAAACGGAACCCAGACAGAUGAUUUUAAUUAGGUUGGGUGUUUGUCACAAGACAGCCCACCAAAAAUAAUAAUUGUUUUUUAAAACAUUUUUUGAUUUUCUUUUUCUUUCCUCUCACUGUUUUCUACUGCCAAUAUGACUAUGAUUAAACGUGAGAUUGUAUCAAUUUGUUGAUCUAUAGCAAUAUGUACCAAUGGUGACCAGAUUUAGUUCACGUGAGCCGUAAACUGAUGUCUUGAACACCAUAUACUUUAAAUAAAAAGUUUUCUACCAUUUUAUUUUUGGUAUACCAUAUUUGACAGAUCGACUUUUUUUGCAAGCAUUGUGUUAUUUAUGUCCAUCAUUUAUGAAUUAACAUUGUGGCAGAUGAAGUAAAAAUGAUGAGUCAUGCAAGAUGAGACUUUAUUGUCAAAUCAUUGGUUGUAAAAGUCAGUGUGUUGGAGAUGUUUGUUUUAAUCAGUGUGCACAAAUUUUAGAUCUUUGAUUUGAGGUUAAAGUCUUAUAAAGAGAAUAUACUUUUAUAGUUUAUAAUGAAUUUUAUCAGGUACAUGUACUCCAAUUUCACUCAAGAUCAUGUUAAUUCAUAUUGAAAGCUUAAUCUGAAACUCACUUGAAAUAAGUGCAAUUUUGUCCAAAUCAUUACUUCUUAACUUAAUCUUGUCAGCACAAAAUAUGAUUGUGAAAAUAUGAAUUGAAAUUUCUUCAUAUUCAUCAUAAAAUCAUUCAUGUAUUUAUUGUAAGUGAUGCUCAUUGUGCAGUUCUGGCCACAGGCAUUGGCAUCCUUGGCCUAGAACCGACUAGCUGAGUUGUGUUUUGGAGACACGAGGCAAUCGGAGAGCGUUUCUCAGGCUCAGGCAUGCCAAGUACCUGCUAGACUGAUAUGGCUUAAAGUUCUGAGUGCAGCUAUACAUGUAAAUUCAUAUAGGAUUGUGUAUUUAAAGUAAAGUACACUCUGACUGGAUAUUAAGGUGUUCAUUUUAGAAGCGUGAGGAAAUUGUAAACAAUGAAGAAUUAAAAUGGAGGAUGUCUGAA